Paramuricea clavata is the source of this 2928-nucleotide messenger RNA. NCBI's taxonomy places the organism in Eukaryota, Metazoa, Cnidaria, Anthozoa, Malacalcyonacea, Plexauridae. The record is from the annotation of a GenBank genome assembly.
AUGGAAACGGCGGCAAGGCAACUAUUCCAAGUGGUGAAAGACCACAACAAUGAAGCCAUCCAGGAAAUGUUAGACGUCUCUAACGUUUACUGCUACCAGAACGUAGUCGGGUCAGACGAAGAGGAUUCGGAAGACGAGGAAAUUAGGCCUACGCACUUUCCCACUUCUCCGUGUGCAUUGGUGAUCGUGAACCAACGAGAGUUUUCUGAACGCAUAUUGGCAGCUGCUGAGAGACUACGUUCUGAUGGACUCGUGGUGGACAUCGACAUGUCACGUGAGGACAGUUUCAGACGCCCGACCGAAAUCGACACGAGUGACGUGUCUGCAAUUAUAACUAAAAUCGAGAAGACAAUGAGAUUAUGUGAUCACGCCCUCUUUCGUUCGCAAAUAUACGCAAAACCAGCCGGAGCGACAUUUACAUACGUGAGAAUGAUGGAUGUUACAAGUUACCUGCACAAACUGCUCUCCAAUGAUUGCUUAAAAGAGGGUGUGAUGAAGCACUUUCACAUGCUAGAGAAAUUUCUAAGCCAUCCAGCGUGCGAAGUAAUCCCGCAGUUGCAGGUCGAUGUUGACCUCGUCGAAGUUUCCAACGGGUUCUGCUUCUCCAUACGAAACCGUAGCUUUCGUCAGUGUCCAAUCGAUGAGUCGAUGCGUGGAAAAAUCUCCCCGAGAGCGUUCGUGCCGUACGAUUGUUCCACCCCACCAACCCCAGCCUACUUUCGAGAUGCCAUCCUUAACUCAUUCGAAGAUCCGACGGUAAGAGUAAACUUCCUCAACAAAUUUUAUCAAUGUUUAAUCCCGUCCGGAAUGCCACAGAAAGUGAGAAAACUGGUCGUUGCUGGUCCUAAAGACUCUGGAAAAACGUCUUGGGCGAGCGUCUUCCAUCGCAUUAUCCCUGCCGAAAGUAUUGCUUCCAUAACCAACGAACGUCAGUUUUCAGCGUCCAUGGUAACAGACGACACGCAACUGGUGAUCGUAGACGAUUGGUCUCCAAACACAAUGCAGUCCGACCUUGCAAAAACCAUACUCCAAGGUGGUUGGAUGGUUACGGCUGUUAAACACGGUGAACCGAGACGAGUUAUGAACAACAGUCCCUAUUAUAUAACGACCAACAACGUUCCUGACUUUCGUGAUGAGAACGAGAACGUUGAAAGGAGAAUCCAGGUGUUCAACACAACAUCUUUACCCUCGACGACACCUGGUAUAGAUCGGUGGAUCUACGAUAACGCCAUGGAUUGCAUCGUGUGGAUUGCUGAACAACUUGAAGCACACUAUCAACACAUCGCUAAGGAUGAAUUGUGGUACGAGCCAACCGUCACGAGAAACCUCACCAUACCGAACAACGAAGGCCCCUCCCUUUUCCAACUCCAUCAUGUUCGUGAUAUCUGCCCUGCCGACUUCGAAGACGCAAAUACAUCCACGCUAGAAACCACGCCCACCAUCCAUGAAAGGUUCGUUCAGGAAUAUCGCACCCAACACCUUGAGGGAAGAAGACGACGUGCACGUGGUUGUAUAAUGGACACGGACGAAGAUAACAUUUUGGACAAUUGGGAAAAUCCACCCUCAUCUGGUAGCGAAAUGUCCAGAAAUGGCGGUAUUGUCCAGACGCAACCAACAGCAAAUGCAAUCGGCGAGCUCGAUAUUCACCUACAGCCAUCAAUGCCCACUACACACGAAGGCCGACACGACCAAGAAACAGAUAUUCACGCACAGCGAUCAGCCUCCACUACACCAGAAGCAGCGAACGAGCAGGAAACAGAUCUUCACGCACAGCCAUCAGCGUCCAUUACACACGAAGCGGCACACGACCAACAAACAGAUCUUCACGCACAGCCAUCAGCGUCCACUACACACGAAGCGGCACGCGACCAAGAAACAGAUCUUCACGCACAGCCAUCAGCGUCCACUACACACGAAGCGGCACACGACCAAGAAACAGAUCUUCACGCACAGCCAUCAGCCUCCACUACACACGAAGCGGCACACGACCAAGAAACAGAUCUUCACGCACAGCCAUCAGCCUCCACUACACACGAAGCGGCACACGACCAAGAAACAGAUCUUCACGCACAGCCAUCAGCGUCCAUUACACACGAAGCGGCACACGACCAAGAAACAGAUCUUAACGCACAGCCAUCAGCGUCCACUACACACGAAGCGGCACACGACCAAGAAACAGAUCUUCACGCACAGCCAUCAGCCUCCACUACACACGAAGCGGCACACGACCAAGAAACAGAUCUUCAAGCACAUCCAUCAGCCUCCACUACACACGAAGCGGCACACGACCAAGAAACAGAUCUUCACGCACAGCCAUCAGCGUCGACCACACGAGAAGCAGCGAACGACCAAGAAAAAGGGAAUGAUCCUGAAGCAAGUCGUGCACCAACUUCGCUAGAUAGUCCCACACCACCUGCAGAUCUAGAUCAUCUGAUAUCAACUCCACCAGAAGGUUGGCAACUCAAUUCUAAAACUUAUUUUCAGAAGGUAGCACAUCUGAUCAAAUGGUGCUUCAACAAAAAAGAAGUGAGAAAGGCACACGUCCACCAUUACCAAGAACGCCUGAGAAAGGCAGAACUACGACGAACACCUGAAGAACGGAAUUACUGGGUGGUUCCUGAUCCAACAAUUGAUGCCUCCAUGCUGAUGUUGGGACGGCAGCGAAAGAUUUUUAACAUGGAAGGAUUUGCUCGUGCAUUUCCACAAACAAGUGCUCAUUUAGAAAAUCUGCGGAAAAAUGCAAAUGUUCGGGUGAUGCGAGACCGUUGUCCAUUUUCCCUAGCGGUGCAAGCCCUCAGAGUGAAGAGCGGAGAAGCGGAGGAAGAAGUUGAAGAAGAACAGGAAUUAGACAGGGACGGAAAUCCUGCAAAUCCGCCACUAAGUUCCCAAACGUAUUGGACUAAAAUUAAGACUUGGCGGCCAUGGUAG